CAGAAAGCGUAUGUAACAAGCUUGUCGAUAUUCCCGCGGGACCCUUCAUUCUGUGGCAAAUCUCUUUUUGUUGUUGACGUGCUUUUGGCAUUUUUCCCACCUGAAUCGCCAGAAAUGUCCGUGUCAAAUCCCUCUGUUUUGACUAAAGACCAGCUGAAGCGGGAGCUACGUGAGGCCGGAGUGUCUCUGCCGAGCGGGGAGCAGAGAAAGGACGUGUACGUGGAACUGUACCGGACACAUCUGCUGAAAGGUGGGAGGGCGACGCCUGGCAAGGGGGAGUUUUCCAGCGACGAGGAAGAUUCUCUGAGAGGCACCCCAGGACGUGGCAGUGGGAAAAAUAAGGUGUUAAAGAAGACAGUGAAGAAAGCCACCUCUCCAGAGAUGGAUGUGACACAGUUAUCCAACAAGGAGCUAGCAGAAAGGUUGGAGGAACUGGGUGCUACAGUGGGCCCUAUUGUUGCUACCACGCGUCGAGUGUACGAGCGGAAGUUGGAGAAGCUGUUGGCAGAUGGAACCGGCCAGCAGAAUGGAUCUCAGAGCGAGUCAGAUCAGUACAGCGAUAGUGAGGAAGAAGAAGAGGAUGUGGAGGAGCAAGUACAGGCGAGUACGCAAACAUCACCCAGGCUGGAACAGUCCACUAAUAGACCUCAGACUGGAGUGAGAAGGCGACCGGCACCACGGGAACAGCCAGCAGAUCAACCUUUGACCACACGCGACCUUCGUGACUCUCCACGGAAGACAAGGGGGACCCCGGUCAAGGAGACCCAAGGCUUACCACCCAAGCCUACAAGACGCGCGUACCCACCUCCCACCAGGGAGGAAGUGAGUGCAGAAGACGGGGACAGCCUGCAGAGAAAGCCACUCCACCCAGAGGGCGAUGCAGCGCCCGCGCCGGCCAAGAGUCGCUUCUCCUUCUGGCUGAAGCUGGGGUUCUUCCUGUUCCUCAUUGUGUUGGCCAUCCUGGUGUACAGUGCAAUGGAGGGGCGGCACAUCAGCUCUGUUCCCAAACUACCCUCCGACAUGUUCAAGGGAGAAAAAAGUAGCUCUGUGUAGUUAUCAUGGUAGCCAGGGUUGUCCACUACAGAAGGAAUAAGCUGGUUCACAGAUUAAACUGUGCAUGCACAGCAAGAUGCACUGUGGGUAGUAUGUCAAAGGUCAAGGGCCCAAACUUGCAAUUAGUUCCUGUCUGGACCAUGCUUGAUGCAUGUUCCAGGCAUGUUUCAUUUGUCUCUGGGGUCUUCAAUUUAAAAAUAUCACCAACAGUGUGUCUUGCUGCUCAUGCGUACUUGAAUCUGUUAACCAGCUUAUUUCUGGAAGACUCUCUGAAAAUUCCAAGAAAACUCUGCUGAUGUUUCCCAGAGGUUUUCUUACAAGUAUCAGUGUUUUUCUGUGUCAUGAUCAGUAGGUUUCCAUGUACUAACCUUGCAAUACCACAAGUGGUAAUUGAGGAAUCUAAUUUUGUACUUCUAGCUAAAGUAUUCACUUUGCAAACAUGUAUAGCCAUUCUACAAAAAGGUACAUGCUUAUCUUGUGUUGCUUGUACAGUUUAGCAGCUUGGGAAAUUUCUUAAAAAUUGGGUCCAAACUUUAACAAAAUGAGAAGGGGUCUUGCAAAUGUCCACAGCGAAGGUGUACAUGUAUAUAACCUGGUCAGUUUUCACAUGUCAAAUAGUGACAGAAGUUUCAGAUACUUGAAUUACUGUUGAAGUAUAGGUGUAUUAUAAAUUUGUAUGUCUAUGGUAAUAGCAUUAGGAUUGAUCCACGAUACAUUGUGUUAGGUUGAACUGUAUAACACAUUUUGUAACCCAAGUUUAUGCCUUUGACUUUCAAGUUCAAAUUUGUGUCAGUGUCACUUUGUGCUGUAUGUGACAAAUUUCAGUAUCACUUUCCAAAUUCUGGGAAUAACUAGAAAUGUACUUAAAACAGCAAAAGCCUCAGGCAGCUAUGAAAGAAAUGGUUAUUGGAAUGUUGGAAUGGCACAAAAUUAUAACAGUUUUAAAGGUAUUUGUGGUUAUUCUUUCUAUUAUUAAAAGGAAGAAAACUAUUUCCAAAAAUGGCUUUAUCUCAACCCCAGAUACAAACUUAUAGGAUUGGAAUAUUACUGUCUUCUGAAACUCUUUCAGGACUGUGGUUCACCUGCAAAAUAUGUAGAUUCAAAUACAUUUCUUACAAUAUUUCAUUGUUGUGUCCUUACUGUUCAUUGGUCAGCUGAAGAUUCAUAAUUCAAUGAAGGCCUGUGGUGCUAUUAUUUCACUAAAGGUUCCAAUUUCAAAUCAAAUAGCUGUACUAAAAAACAGCGAUCGAUGCAAGAAAUUUUAGCGGUACCACACGCCAUAUUUUCACUGGAGAGAAUGUGCCAAAUUGUCUACUCCACCUGAAGUUAGCAUGAACAGUACAAAUGUUGCGGUAUUUUGAAGAAAAAUGCCUUUGUUGGAAAAGUACCUCAGAAAAGAAGCAGUCUUAUACUUACAAUGUAGUUGAUAUCUAUACAUAUACAAAAAUAGCAUUAGCUUGUACUGACAAUGUGUUUAGUACUGGGUGUGGUGCAUAUGAAGGAAAACAUUGGUGGAUGGACGAGAGAUGUGCAAAAAUUAGCAGGUAAUAACUGAGCUGUUAGAGUCUAUAGCCAGGUAAAUUAUUGACGAACUUGGCUGCAGUUACAGAACUUUUUUGUGGAAAGGCAGUUACUGUUUGACAUCAUUUGGCAAUAUUUCGUAGCCUAGAUUCCAGUCUUUUUAGCUUUGGGCUGCUCCCAAAGGUAAGGUAGCAACCUUUGGGAGCAGACCAAAGCUAACAAGACUGGACCCAUUUGGGUCGUCUGGAAGAGGUUUGGAACAAGGGCAGAGAGUGGGCAGUGGAAAGACAAACAGGUAUAUUAAGGUGCCAUUUUCCGUCAUCUCAGAAAGUCACUAGGUAAUGUAUCGGUACAAAGAUCUGGGAAUAAAUUGCAAUAUGGAAAAAAAACACGAGAUGACAGUGCAAUGAGCUCUAAAUCGAGUAAUUAGUUGAGAAUCAAUUGGUGAUAUACAUGCAGUUGUAGUACUCACACUGCUUUAUAUGCUUGGUUUUUCUGUCCAACCCAAAACUGUGACAUGGGAUGAAUAUAUUAUUCAAAGGUACAUGAACCACUGCCAUUCGUUGUGCACAAGAUUGAAUCUUGCUUUUAAAACAUUGCUUUACCCCUUGUUAUUCCUAAAUCCCUGUGGAGAGCCAUACACUUACAUAUCAAUGCAUCAUACACAACGAAAAAGACAAUAAUACACAUAGCUCACACUUGUUUAGUGUGAGGUGCUGUAUUCAGUUCUCUGCUGAUGACAAUAACAAUAACGAUGGGCUACAUGAGAAAAGAAGGCUUCAUUUUCAAGGUUUUACCCCACCAAACUGUGACAUUAACAGGGUUGGACAAGUUUUCUAAAAAUCACUUGUCCUAUCGGGCAAAUACAAAAAAAAAAUCUACUUGCCUGAACCAACUUUUCACUUCCCUGAAAUUUAAAUGACUCUUUUCUAUCCAUUUUCACAUCCAGCAAUGGAUUACUUUUAACAUUGCGUCUAUUUUUCUGGGUCGACCAAUGUUUGACGCCAUAACUGAAAAGUUGCAAGUAUAGCAAAAUCUCACACAUGGAAAAAUCUUGCUUGCCCGAUGGGCACUUUCACUUGCCCGAGACAAUCGGGCUAGUGGACUUGUCCAACCCUGCAUUAAGAAUUCUAGAAUAAUAAUUAAAUUCUUCUCCCUGCUGCCUAGCCCCAGGCCAGUACAACUAGCUGCCAAAAGGCAACUUUAGCAGGGAAAAGGUUAUGAGAAGUAUUCUGCCACAAAUGAUGAUACCAUAUAACGCUAGUUCAUCUUUAUCCGCAGGGUAAUCUAUUUUCGUUGUGUUUAUCCACACGGUAUUAAGGGAUAUCAAGUUGGCCAACGGUGGUUUCAAGAUGUAAUAUGUUCAAACUAGUGUAGUUUGAAACUAUCGUCCAUCGAUUUAUUAUCCCUAAAUACCCGUUUUUUGAAAGCAACGAAUAUAUAUAUAUAUAUAGGUUACCCUCCGGAUAAAGGUGAACUAUCGUUACAUCUUUCAUUCCUGUGAACUGAUACUCUAUGACAUAGCAAUGAUAUAUUAUGUAAUCUAUCUACCUCUCUCUUUGAUGGAAUGUUUUCUAAAGAUUUUCCAAUGUCCUUUGUCAGAAACAUUGGGUAUACAUGACAUGUAUGUUUCCAUACAUCAAGGGUUUUGUAAAAAGUUUGUGAUAAUCUGCAUUUCAACUUGUAUGUUCAUCGUAGACAAUGUAUGUCUUAAAUGACCACUUCAACUGUAGGUAAUAUUUUAGAAUGGGAAAAUACCUUAAAACAUUGAAUGGAUCAACUUAAGUCAAUGCUGGUACAACAGUAAAAUCAAAGUAUUCCAACAUUAGUUAGCAGAAGAUUAGUUAGCAGAAGGUCAAAUGACUUUAGAAAGAAAAAUGUGUGAUAAAAAAAUCCAGUUGUUGCAUUUUUUCCAUUGAUAUAUUCCUAGUGAA
Molecule: messenger RNA, 4508 nt
Organism: Branchiostoma floridae (Florida lancelet)
Lineage: Eukaryota; Metazoa; Chordata; Leptocardii; Amphioxiformes; Branchiostomatidae
Product: lamina-associated polypeptide 2-like
Exons: 6
Coding region: 115-1053 (312 amino acids)
Molecular function (GO): DNA binding
Source: RefSeq, a predicted model, not a curated record